Molecule: messenger RNA, 915 nt
Organism: Polychytrium aggregatum
Lineage: Eukaryota; Fungi; Chytridiomycota; Chytridiomycetes; Polychytriales
Product: ribosomal protein L13 domain-containing protein
Exons: 5
Coding region: 86-583 (165 amino acids)
Biological process (GO): translation; negative regulation of translation
Cellular component (GO): ribosome; mitochondrial large ribosomal subunit
Molecular function (GO): structural constituent of ribosome; mRNA binding
Source: RefSeq, a predicted model, not a curated record
GCUCGACUCGCCCUGCUUCCUGACAGCACGAUCGGAACCACGAUCACGCCUCGCAUCCCAGAAGCUCACUUGCACUAUCGAGAUCAUGUCCCUCAGUCAAGGAAAGGCGGCGCUCACUCAUGCCCGGGUAUGGCACCUGGUGGAUGCCAAGGGAAAGGGCCUCGGCCGAAUCGCACAGAGAAUCUCGAUCGCGCUUCGCGGAAAGUACAAGCCCUUCUAUGAUCCUGCAGUCGAUAGCGGAGACUAUGUAGUUGUGGUUAACGCCCGCCACAUCGAGCUGGCCGGCAACAAGCGAGAAACCAAGACGUACUUUUGGCACAGCGGACACCCUGGAGGCGUGACGACCAAGAGCUACAAGGACUUUUCUGCCGACCACCCCAACGGCCCACUGAAGAAAGCGAUCUACGGCAUGCUGCCCAAGAACAGACUGCGUCCGCAUCAGUUCAAGCGGCUGUUUGUCUUUGCCGACGACGACCACCCUUACGACGCCAACAUCUUCCGGGAUUACGAAAAGGAGGCCUUCGAGAAGGCUCUGAGCGAGUUCCAGAAUAGCACCCCGAAAUCAGAGCAGUCGUCUUCAUAGAGCGAUAGGAUCCUUCUUGUUUGGGCCAAGAAGUAGCCGAAUGCCAACUCACUCCCCCUCCUCCCUACCUUUGACCGCCUCCGCCCACAUGGACACCCCUCACCUUCCAGUUUUCUCACCACGAUCGACCCCCGACUGAAUGCGGCAUUUGUGCACUGAUAUAUGAAGCGGCAGCGUCGCACGGUCGAGUUUAGUAUCGAAGGUGUGGCAGAUCCACAGUCCUCCCCCCCCCUCCACUUAUCUUCGCUCGCUGGUUUGUCGGUCUUGGUACCUGCAGUCAGCAACACGCAUGUUUCGAAUACAGCAUUCUUGAGAACAAACAUGGGCCGGAU